Molecule: messenger RNA, 2771 nt
Organism: Salmo salar (Atlantic salmon)
Lineage: Eukaryota; Metazoa; Chordata; Actinopteri; Salmoniformes; Salmonidae
Product: synaptosomal-associated protein 23
Biological process (GO): synaptic vesicle priming; exocytosis; synaptic vesicle fusion to presynaptic active zone membrane
Cellular component (GO): plasma membrane; SNARE complex
Molecular function (GO): SNAP receptor activity; syntaxin binding
Source: RefSeq, a predicted model, not a curated record
GAGGCAGUUCAGGGUGGUCAGCCUGCCCUCCCCCCUCCUCUGUCCUCUCCUCCACUCCUCCCCCCUUCACACAGCUAUCCUUCAGAGUUCUCAGCUGUCUUGAAUGCCCCUUUGAUGACAAAAUCUUCCCACAAAAAGAACCUCCUCACCACCUUUCUGUUCAAGUGAGACAAGCACAACAACGGCCUCAGAGUGUAGAGCUUGGUGUGACAGGAGGAACCUCCAACUUUGUCAGCAGCAAAAUGGCAGACAUGUCAGUGGAAGAGAUCACCAUGAGGGCCAACCAAGUGACCGAUGAGUCCUUGGAGAGCACCAGGCGGAUGCUACAGAUGGCUGAGGAGAGCAGGGAGACUGGUGUCAAGACCAUUGACAUGCUGGACCAACAGGGGGAGCAACUGAAGCGUACGGAGGUGGGUAUGGACCAAAUCAACCAGGAUAUGAGACAGGCUGAGAAGAACCUGACUGACCUGUCCAAGUGCUGUGGCCUCUGUGUCUGCCCCUGUGACAGGGUGACGUCCAUAGAGCAUGACUCUAAGUACAAGCGUACCUGGGGAAUGGGUGAUGGUAGCGGUGGAGGAGGAGGAGGAGAGGGAGUGGACAGCUCGGUGGUGUCCACUCAACCAUCAGGUGUCCGUAAUGGACAGGCCAACCAGCAGCAGUCCAUGGGGGGACCUUACAUCAAGAGGAUAACCAACGAUGCUCGGGAGGAUGAGAUGGAGGAGAAUCUGGACCAGGUGGGCAGCAUCAUAGGUAACCUGAAGAACAUGGCCAUGGACAUGGGCUCUGAGAUAGACAAGCAGAACAAACAUAUCGACCGCAUCACAGAUAAGGCGGACAUGAACAAAGCACGUAUCGACGAGGCCAACCAGCGAGCUAACAAGCUCAUCAAGUAGAACGACCUGCUCUCGCUUCCACAUCAUCCACUUUGACUCUCUGCCUCAGCUUGCAUGUGCACACAUGUACAUACUAGUGUUUAAAUAUACAAUACAUACACACACUCACACCUUGAACAAAGAUAAUCAACCAGGACAACAACAAAAAACAUUGAACCACACUUGCCUUCUCUGUAAUGAUAUGUAAAUAUGCACACACACACUCACACUCUUAUUGUGCCUUUUAUGACAAGUCAAAAGUCCUCACCCGGGUCCCCAUCCCUAGUAUGUGACCCGGUGAAUCACUUCUCCAGGCGUUGUGAGAUCUGGGCCCAUAUUCAUAAAGCGUCAGUGUAGGAGUCCUAAUGUGAGAGAAGUUGCGCGAGACGGGGGACCCGCUCCUAGAUCAGCACUCCUACACUGAAAUGCUUUAUUUAUACGAGCCCUGAUAAUCUGCCGUGCGUUCUAGGAGUAUAACGUGGAACUCAACCAGAUUCACAGCCGUAUGUGUCUGUUGCCCCCCGGAGGUCUAAAGGUGUCACAGCAGCUGUAUCCUCUUCGGGGUAUGCAGGGAGAACGUUAUGAGAGACGAUGCUUUAGGUCAUGGGUGUCAAAAAAAAAAAAUCCCCGGGGGCCGCAUUUGAUCUUCAAUGAGGUCCGGAGGGCCGCACUGAAAAUCGCUUAUAUUUCCUCGCCGUCAAAAUUAGCUUGUGGCAUUUUCGAUGCUCCCUGACUGUCUAGCUUUCAUUUUGGUGAUUUAUUGGCGAGCUGGACACAGCCAAGAAACUGUAUAAAUGUAGGUCCAUUUUGAAUUUUUACAGUUUCGAUUUGGUUUUUGUCAUUUUUAAGUAUAUUGAGUUUGUUGGACCCCCCCCUCAUGCAGCCGUAUGUUUAACACCCCUGCUUUAAAUCGUAUAAUUUGGUUCCUGGCUCUUGUAAUUAUUGUUAUUGUAUCCAAUUGUUAUUGUUUGAAAUUAUGUGCCUAUUUAAUUAUUCGUAUAAAGCAGAAAUGACUUGUGAAUAACAUUAGCUUUUUUUAACCCCCCCAUUUAUCCCUGUUUAAUGCAAUGGUUGAUCUAUUAAGUUCUAUGUUGGAAGUCCCUUAGAAUUGUAUCAGUAUCUCUUUGAUCAAGAGUAACAACUAAUAUUAAUGAAGGAUCUUAGCAUGGUUAGACUCCCCUCGGCUAGCCUGAGUGCCAGUCUGUUUGUGCAAAACUCCUUGCCCCUCAUUACAAUGAGCGAUGGAGUUGGUAACAGUACAAACAGAUCUGGGACCAGGCUACACCUCUGUCACCAAUGGAUCAAAUGCUGUACUUCAUCUCAAUGUUAUUUCACUGAUUUGUAUUUGAACUGCCUCAUUGUCACCCGAGAGAGGCCUUACUGCCUGUUUCUUGGAAAGGGCAAAGUGGCUGCGUUGUAACAGCCUUGUCCCCAAAGCGGCUCUUCUAUCUGUCGGUAACCUACUCAUCCAGAAAUUUCCCAUCAGUUUCUUUCCUUACUUUCAUUAUAAAUAUUUCUAAGAAAAUGUUAUGUUCUUCUGCAUUCAGGUAUACUUUUGGUCAGUUAUUGAUUUCCUACAGAGUGAACUAAACUAUUAUCCAAGGCUGUAUUUAAACCAAAGUGACACUUAAAGACUUCAGAGUGUCUUAAUAUUAGUCGUUAAUGCUAGAGCUACUGCUACGUUAUACUUCUGUCUUGAUGCUGUGGGGUUACCGACUGUAAUGUAAACUCAGCAACUGCCUCUUUUUAAAUUUGAAUAUGUCGAGGAACACAGCUUGUUCUGUCUGGAGGAUUGUUUAACAUAGUAAAAGUGCCUUUCUAUUUCAGCAACAGAUUUCUUUCUGUUUAAAAGUAAAUUGUUAUAUUUCUAUAAUUCAUUAAACUCUUCAGUAAAACCUU